Truncatella angustata is the source of this 540-nucleotide messenger RNA. RefSeq lists its product as uncharacterized. The record is from RefSeq and is a predicted model, not a curated record. The transcript has 2 exons. The coding region runs from base 1 to 540 and encodes 179 amino acids. NCBI's taxonomy places the organism in Eukaryota, Fungi, Ascomycota, Sordariomycetes, Amphisphaeriales, Sporocadaceae.
AUGCCUGCCACAGUACCAGCAGACCGGAUUUGUAUACCCUUCCGCCGUCACCCUUCUUACAGUCUUAGAUGUUCCCUCGUCUGUAGCAAGAGACAUAAGGAAGAGCACCCCGUCGAGGAGGAAAAAACACCUGCUCUGCAAGCUGCUCAGACGCCAGCUGAUGGCACCUCCAACGCGGAACAACCGGAUGAAUAUAACAAAAUCUUCGCAAAGUAUCCCGUCCUGGCAACUUACCUCAAUCAGAUCUAUGAUGAGACUGAGCCACCUUCAAGCCUGACUCCUAACCCUGACGACGGCGGUAAGAGCGGCGGCCUCAAGCGCAAACAGCAGCGCAAACCUUGGACGCGCGAAAUUGGUGUGCAGAAUGCCUUGCACAAGCUGCGCCAUCUGCGUGAUCAGGACACCACUGGUGCCUUGAAGGAGUUUUGCGCGCUGGUUCAUAUGUUAAACGCCGAGAAAGCAGAAGAGGACGCCAGGAAGCUGGAGGCACAAAGGGAUGCGGAGACGAUUGCGCAGAUGAUUCGGGACGAGCGGGACUAG